Messenger RNA from Condylostylus longicornis, 1069 nucleotides. RefSeq lists its product as uncharacterized. The coding region runs from base 198 to 821 and encodes 207 amino acids. NCBI's taxonomy places the organism in Eukaryota, Metazoa, Arthropoda, Insecta, Diptera, Dolichopodidae. The transcript is spliced from 3 exons. The record is from RefSeq and is a predicted model, not a curated record.
GAAAAAGCUACCAAAAAGUGAUUCAAUUUACAAUAUUCAUAAAUAACAAUUUAUAUUGUGCUAUAAAUAUACAAACAUCAUACAUAAGAACCAUUAUACUCGUACAUACGUUGGAGUGAGCAUCAGAAAUACAAAUAAAUUUUAACAGCUAUAAAAAAAAAAUUCAGGUGUAAGAAAAGAAACUAUACACACAUAAUAUGGCGAAGAACAUAAUGCUAGACAAUAAAAUUACCUUCUCUAAUACAAAAGUAAUCCUUUUGAUACUAGGAUUUUUGGCAACAAUUCAAUUGUCAUUACAAAUACCAACUAUUCCAUUGCCACUAAAAUUAAAUACACAAUAUAAUAUAGAAUCAUUUAAUAUAAAAUCACUGAACCAUAUGAGAGAAGUAAACAAUGACUUUAAAAAUAGAAUUUCAUCGAAAAAUGAAUUCAACAACGAUUCCAAUAAAAGAAUAAAGGAAGAAGAAGAUUUGAAUUUAGAAAUUAAGACUCCAGGACAAAAAUUAAUUCAUUCAAUACCAAAAGAAGAUCGAGCUCAUUUUAUAGUUUAUCAUUUAGCAGAAGAAUUAAAUAAUUGUUCAAUAAGAUCAAGAACGCAAAUUGUUUUACCAAAUGAUGUGGGAAUUCCAUAUGACAAAUAUUUGGAAUUUAAGAACAUUACAACAUAUGAUAAUUUCUCAAAGGAUUUGUUAGAUUGGACUAAAAUUAUAUUGGCAACUGAUAAUACUGGAAUAAAUAAAUUUGUUAGAACAAGAAGUGCAUGUCCAUCAUGGGGUUGUUUUGAUCCAAAUGAUAUAGGUCAAAUGUGUUGUCCAUUUUGAAAUGUAAAAAAAAAAGAGAAUAAAUUUAAAAGAGAAUAAAAUAGAAAACAAAAAAAAAACACUUAUUUUAAAAAUGAGGACAAAUAAUUUAAUUUUAUAAAAAAAAUGCCAUUUGUAAUUUUAUUUUCUAAAUUAAUUGAAUAUUUUUAUUGAAGAAUGAAGUUGAAAAUAGUUUUUGAUAUAUUUAUAUGGUAUAUGUACAUGUAUAUAUAAAGAUUCACCUUGAAAUUUUUGUUGAAACAAAAUAA